AAAAACAGGAAGCGCUUUACACAAGCGUUCAACAAGACGCGUUUAGGAAAGUAGCUGUAGUAUUUACAGCAGUGUUAGCCUUAUACCUGUCUGAUAAAGUACUUAGCAUCUGGUGGAAAUUUGCAACGUACUUGCACCGUGUUUUUUAAUGUUCUGCCAAUGAAGAGUUGAAUAUUAUAUUCUCGGUAUGAGUUUAGAGGUGGCUUGCUUGUCAUUUCGCCAGCCGUACGCUACUCUUGUGUUGAAUGGGGUGAAGACUAUAGAGAGCCGCUGGCGGCCCCUGCUGUCAGAGCGGCGGAACUGCACGCUAGCGGUUCACAUCGCUCAGAAGAGCUGGGAGGGAGAGGACUGGAGACUCAUCCUCACUGAAAGGCUGGGAAUGACAACCGUGCAAACGGAGCAACUGCUGGAGUCUGGAGAAAGGUUCGGGCGUGGUGUUAUAGCAGGUCUUGUGGAUGUUGGGGAGACGUGGUGUUGUCCUGAGGAUGUUCCCUGUGAAGAGAUGAGAGAGCUGGAAACAGCAGCUUGCUUGACUGAACUCAAAAUGAAAUACCUCACAAGACUCUCAAACCCCCGGUGGCUCAGUGAACCAAUAUAUUCUAGGGGCCAUAAAGACGUGUGGACGGUACACAUCCCAGUUCAUCUCCUGCCCUCUGCUCCUUCUCAUCCGUAACAGCAAAAUAUUCAGUUGUGUAUUUGUGUCUGAGAUGUGCCUCCCUGGAGAUUUGCAAUCCUAUGUAAUGUGUGCAAGUUGUUUUUUCAACAUGAAAUAUAAAAAAGGCAUUUGUUACAUUUAUAAUGAUGAGGUAACAGGGCUCUUGGAACAUUAAAAUGGUACACAAACAUGUAGGCCUACGUGUUAUUUCAGGGGAAGUGAGCAUUCAAUACUUCAAAAUGGAUCAAUACAUUUUACAUUAUGCGAGCAUAGUUCAUCUUAUUUCUGUUUUCCUCAUUACCUGGGCAUCGCUGAGAAGCCAGGAUUUGGGAUUUGGAAAGGAUUUGGAUUUGGAGGAAGCCAGAUGGGCAUUCACCGGUCCGUUAAC
This is a messenger RNA of Sinocyclocheilus anshuiensis, 1043 nucleotides long. RefSeq names its product protein CXorf40A. The record is from RefSeq and is a predicted model, not a curated record. Lineage: Eukaryota; Metazoa; Chordata; Actinopteri; Cypriniformes; Cyprinidae. The coding region runs from base 188 to 673 and encodes 161 amino acids. The transcript has 2 exons.